Molecule: messenger RNA, 1728 nt
Organism: Paramecium sonneborni
Lineage: Eukaryota; Ciliophora; Oligohymenophorea; Peniculida; Parameciidae
Source: the annotation of a GenBank genome assembly
AUGGAUAGCUAAUAAGAAUCUAGACUUGUUUCAGAAUAAGGUUCACCAAAAUUGAAACUAACAGCUAAAUAAAGAGCAUAAAUAAUUAAAGAAUUUUUUGCUUCAAAAGGAAAAUAUCCAGUUUUUUCUAAUAAUUUAAUUGAUGAAGCUAUUGGACUUAAUUUUCUACCUUAUGACAAGAAAGAUAAAAUUUUAAGAGAUCCUAAUAAAUUAUCUAUAUUUUAAAUAGAAUUGAACUUGAAUUCUCCACGUACUAAAGAAGCAUUAUAAUUGAUGGAUGUAUAAGAAGAUUGGUGUCAUGUAAUGUCAUUUUUAGAUUUUUAAAGUGAUUUUGAUCACCCAAUUAAAUGUUUGGUAGAUUAUAUGGGAUAUUUGUAAGGAAAAUCUAAAAAGCUGUUGCAAAUAGUUUCUUUAAGAAAUAGACUAAAAAAAAUUAAUAAAAAUAAUAGUGUGAAUAAUAAUUUUAACACUAAUACUACAAUUACUUAAUAAGCAUCAUCUGUUUUUAUUACUGAUUAAAGAAACUCUUAAAUUUUAUCAAAAUCAUUAAAUACUAGAAGUUUGGAUUUUUUAUAAUAAUCAUUUGAUGAUAAAUUGGAACAAAUUACUAAAAGAAAUACAUAGUAUCUAAAUACUCUUAAAAAGCAUUAGUAAUUAGAUGAAGAGUAGAAUUAAAAAUUGCAACAUUAUUAUUCAUCCACAAUUCCUAAUAUUGCUAGGAAAGUAGAAAAAGUUCAAGAAACGCAUAGAUAGUAUAAUUAUUGUUGCUAUUUUUAGAGAACUUAAUUUAAAAAAGUAAUCUUAAAAAUAAAGAUAUAAAAAGACUUUGGAAAAAAUAGAAAAAUUAGAUAAAGAAGAUAAAGAACAUAGAUUAUAGUUUUAAGAAUAAAUUAAACAAAAAUUUGAAUAAUCUGAACUUAAUAGAAACUAAUUAAAUUAAUCUUAUUAAUUAGAAUUAUAAGAAAAUAUAGAAAAAAAUAAAAAACGAUAAGAAGAACGAGAUGCUAAAAAAUAAAGAGCGAAGGAAAUAGAAGAAUAGGAAGUAGAGGAAAUUAUAGAAAGAAAUUUAGAAAAGACAUAAAUGGCUGAAAAUUGUUUAAAAAAAAUAAGGAACAUAAUGAAAUAAAAAAAGAUUGAAUAACAAAAGAAGAUUGAAAUUGCUAAUAAAAGAGUUGCUGAGAUAUAAUAGGAAAAAGAUUAAUAAAGGUUAUAAUAUUUUAUUUAAAUUGCUGAUUCAAGUAAUAAGAUGGUAGAAUCAUAAAUGUAAAUAAGAGCAAAACGGCUAAAUGACUUAAAAUAAAAGUUUGAAAAAUAAUAAUCAAUCGUGCAGAAAAAUAAAAAAAGAAUACUUCAUGAAUUCAACUCUAAAAUAGAAGAAAUAAGAUCAUAAGAAGAAUGUAUCAUCAUUUUAUAAGUAAUUUUUAGAAAAACAAGAAGAUUUAAUUAAUGAAAACAAAACUUUAACUUUGUUAUCAGUUGAUAGAAUGAGAGAAACAGAUGAAAAACAGAAGCUUAGAAUGUAAAGAACAACAAGAAUUAAUUAAUAGCAUGAAGUAUAUAUAUUUUUAAAAUAAAUUUAAGCAAUAAUAGGAAAAAUGGUUGUAAAAGAUUAUAAAUGAGAAGCAAAAAUUGAAGAAAUUUAAAUCAUAAUAAGAGAUGUUUAAGGAUACAAUUAUUAAAUAACAUUUAGAAUUAAGAAACACAGUAGAUAAAUUGAUAAAAUGAGGC